This is a messenger RNA of Habropoda laboriosa, 1548 nucleotides long. RefSeq names its product bleomycin hydrolase. Gene Ontology annotation, cellular component: cytoplasm. The transcript is spliced from 4 exons. Bases 58 to 1425 code for a protein of 455 amino acids. Gene Ontology annotation, biological process: L-homocysteine catabolic process; proteolysis; response to toxic substance. The record is from RefSeq and is a predicted model, not a curated record. Gene Ontology annotation, molecular function: cysteine-type aminopeptidase activity. Lineage: Eukaryota; Metazoa; Arthropoda; Insecta; Hymenoptera; Apidae.
CUUGGUGGAAACUCUUGAAUGUGUAGCAGUUGAAGCAAGGAGAAUCCACCCAUCACGAUGGUUGCCUCAGGUGCUUUGACAACAGAGAUUUUAAAUCAAUUGCGUGCAAAAUUUUAUGAAGAUAAUCGUAAUACCUUGGCACAAAAUGUAUGUACCAGGACCAAUCCCUUGGAAGCCUGUGUUUCACGAAAAGUUCUGCAAGAGUCACGGCAUAUAUUUUCUCAUAAGAUUGUAACAGAAGGAAAACCUAUAACAAAUCAAAAAAGUUCAGGGCGAUGUUGGAUAUUUUCAACUUUAAAUGUUAUAAGAAUCACCUUUAUGAAGCAAUACAAUUUGGAUGAAUUUGAGUUUAGUCAAGCUUAUUUGUUUUUUUGGGACAAGGUGGAGCGGUGCAAUUAUUUUUUACAUAAUAUUGUUAAGACUGCUAAACGAAAUGAGCCAGUAGAAGGUCGUUUAGUAUCAUUCUUAUUGCAUGAUCCUAUUUGUGAUGGAGGACAAUGGGAUAUGAUUGUUAAUCUUAUAAAUAGACAUGGUCUUGUUCCUAAAGUCUGUUUUCCAGAAUCCUAUAGUUGUGAAUCUAGUUCACGUAUGAAUACUAUUCUGAAAAGUAAACUGAGAGAAUUUUCCAAAGUUUUAAGAGAGUUAGUAUCUAAUGGGGCAACUGACGAAGACUUGGAAGCUCAGAUUCUAGAACAAAUGAUUGUGAUCUAUCGAAUAAUUGGUAUAUGUUUAGGCAUACCUUCAAAAACGAUCAUUUGGGAAUAUUAUGAUAAAUCAAAAAAUUAUAAUUGUAUUGGACCUAUUACACCAGUAGAAUUUUAUGAAAAAUAUGUAAAACCUUAUUAUAACGUAGAUGAUAAAAUAUGCUUAGUAACAGAUCCAAGGCCAUCUAAUCCAUAUGGAAAGCUUUAUACCAUAGACUGUUUAGGAAAUGUUACGGGUGGGAGACCUACACUGUAUAAUAAUCAACCACCUGAAUUAUUAAUGAAAUUAUGUGCAGAAAGUAUAAAGCAAAAUGAACCUGUAUGGUUUGGAUGUGAUGUAAAUAAACGAUUAAUAGUUAAACAAGGUAUACAGGAUAUGAGAGCAUAUGACUUUGAAUUAAUGUUUGGAACUGAUAUCCAAGUUAAUCUUACAAAAGCAGAUAGAUUACUUUAUGGAGAUUCUAUGAUGGUUCAUGCAAUGGCACUCACAGCUGUUUCAAUUGAUAAUGAAGGUAAAAUUAAACAGUUUCGAGUAGAGAAUUCUUGGGGAGAUGAACAUGGACAAAAAGGGUAUUUAGUAUUAACAGCUGAAUGGUUUUCUGAAUUUGUUUUUGAAGCAGUUAUUGAUAAAAAGUUAGUACCUGCAGAUGUUUUGGAUGUAUUCAAACAAGAACCUAUUAUUUUACCUGCAUGGGAUCCUAUGGGUACUCUUGCUCACUGAUAGUAAUGUAAGCUUAAACAUUUUAAGAUAAACUUUUUUAAUUAACAAAAGAGUUUAUAAAACAUUAAAAAUGAAACAUUACAUAAAAUUUUAAGCACACUGGUACAGCAAAGUACAACAAAC